Messenger RNA from Erigeron canadensis, 532 nucleotides. RefSeq names its product glucan endo-1,3-beta-glucosidase 12. The record is from RefSeq and is a predicted model, not a curated record. Bases 40 to 396 code for a protein of 118 amino acids. The transcript has 3 exons. Lineage: Eukaryota; Viridiplantae; Streptophyta; Magnoliopsida; Asterales; Asteraceae.
CCAUCUCUCUAUUUUCUUUAUCUAUACAAUUCACCCAAAAUGUCACCUUUUCUACUAAAAUUCUUGCUCUCGAUUUUGCUUCUUAUGGUAGUAUGCCCACAAAGAUCUAAAGGUGAAUUUGAGCAAUGGUGCAUAGCAGAUUCACAGGCAACAGAUGCAGAAUUACAAGCAGCUAUAGAUUACACAUGUGGGGAAGGUGGAGCAGAUUGUAGCAAGAUUCAAGAAAACCAGCCUUGUUACUUUCCAAACACACUAAAGGACCAUGCUUCAUUUGCUUUCAAUAGUUACUACCAGAUGUUUAAGCAUAAUGGCGCCUCUUGCUACUUCCAUAGCGCCGCCAUGACCACCGAAAAAGAUCCAAGUUAUGGUUCAUGCAAGUAUGAUUAUACUCCUUGAUGCAAUGGUUGGUACAACAAACUAUAUAUGAGAUGAAAAUAAUUACUCACAUGAGAAUGUUACUUUUUUGCUUUCUUGAUUUGAAAACAAUCUUAUUUGUUUAACAGCUAUAUAUAUGUUGCAAUGGUUUCUCCGA